Strongylocentrotus purpuratus (purple sea urchin) is the source of this 688-nucleotide messenger RNA. RefSeq lists its product as uncharacterized. The record is from RefSeq and is a predicted model, not a curated record. Lineage: Eukaryota; Metazoa; Echinodermata; Echinoidea; Camarodonta; Strongylocentrotidae. The transcript is spliced from 2 exons. The coding region runs from base 171 to 515 and encodes 114 amino acids.
AUUGCAGUUAUCAGCAUGUCAAAACGGAGUAACACAGAUGAGGAAGGUGAGCCCAGCAAGAAGCCGAAGCCUGUUGGGGGAAACCGGUGUGUCUUGUAUGGGUGCAGCAACACUAUUCAUGAUGGCUUUGCCAUACAUGAACUACCGAAGGAAGGAUCCAUCAGGCGAGCAUGGGUGAAGUUCAUUCAACAAAGGUGUACGACAAGCUUCGAGAGGAAUGGCUGAGGACCAGACUGGUGAACGACAUUGGGAUGAUGUCCCCACAUGCCCAAACCAGCAAGGUUGAAUCAUUCCACAACAUCCUCCUUCACUUUUGCCCCAAGUUGCUUGUAUACUCAUAUCAAGGGAUGAAGUGCAGAUUAUAUUUGGCUGUCCUACAUUGGAACGAAAAUUGUGAUAGAGCCCAGGCUGUUGAUGCCGAAGGGAACCCAGUGUACAGGUUGAAGUAUCCACGCUCGAAGGAAGGAGGCCACACAGUGGAGAGAGUGCUGACAGCUGGCAUAUGUGGUAAGUAGCCACAUGUCUAGUGAAUGAUAUCAAUAUUCAACAAAAGAGCUCAAUUAUAUAUAGAAAUCUUUUAUUACUUCAUGAUCAAUAGAAUUCAAAUUAGUAGAUUCUUGUGGCCUAUAUGCCCUUAAUUUAAUCUGUUGAUUAAAUUGAUAAUUAUAAACAUGUAUUGGGUUACUUU